AUAUAGUGUUUUUUUUCAUUUUCCAGACAUGUAGAACUUUAUUUUGCUAUAUUGUGUUAUGGGUUGCAACUUUAUUGCACUCUGAUCAGAAAACAUAUUCCAUAUAAUAGCUAUUGUGUAGAAUUUUUUAAGAUAUUUUAUAUUAAUAGCUUGAUACAUAAACAGUUUUUAUUUAAUAAUCCUCAUUUAUGCAAAAAGCACCCUUGUUCCAUAUUUAGAUGUGAAGUUUAUGUGUGUGUAUGUGUAUAUAUAUAUAUAUUUUUUUUUUUUUAUGGUUUUUUGUUUUUUUUUUGAGAUGGAGUCUCACUCUGUCUCCCAGGCUGGAGAGCAGUGGUGCCGUCUCAGUUCACUGCAACCUCUGCCUCCUGGGUUCAAGUGAUUCUCCUACUUCGGCCUCCCAAGUAGCUGGGAUUACAAGUAUGCGCCACCACACCCAGCUAAUUUUUGUAUUUUUAGUAGAGACGUGGUUUCGCCAUGUUGGCCAGGCUGUUCUCAAACUCCUGACCUCAGGUGAUCUGCCCACCUUGGCCUGCCAAAGUGCUAGGAUUACAGGCAUGAGCCACCAUGCCCAGCCAUAUUUUUUUAUAUAUAAAUAAGAUUAAUAAUACAAACACAUAUACACAUUUUUUCUGUACUAUGGCUUAUAUUUUGUCUAUUUGAUCUACCAAAUCUGAAAAAGCAUAUAUUAAAAUCACCAGUUACCAUCAUUUAUUUCUUCCUGUAAUCCUACCAGUGGUAGUUUUAGAUAUUUUACAUCUUUGUUGUUAACUGCAUAUAUGUUGAGGAUUAUUACAACUUCUUUAUUUAUAAUAUCUCUCUUGUCCUUUAUGGUGCACUUUGUCCCAAAUUAUAUUUUGUCUCAUAAUAAAAAAUUAACUCUGGCUUUCUUUUGCUUUAUAUUUGUUUCACAGCAUCUAUUUUUUCCAUCUUAUGUAUGUAUUUUUUCCAACUUAUGUAUGCCACCUUAUUUCAUAUUUUACAAUGUCCAUUCUUUUUUCUUAUUUCUUUUUUAAGUCUUUCUACCUACUUGCCAUUAGGUACAUCAAAUUUUCAUCUGCUGCUUUAAAGUUAUACAUUUGUAUUUUAUUACCUUGACUUAUUUUGACUUAGUCUUAGGUUAUUUUUUCCUGGCAAUAUAUAAAGCAGAUCAAUAUCUAUGUCUUUAUCGUUUAACAAAAUAAUACCCAUAGCAUACCAUCCUCUACCUCUCCUCUUGUUGCCAACUUUUUGUAUUUCAGGAGUUUUAGUUACAUAUAUUUGUAAGUGUACUUUUUACAAAAUAAUUAGUUCCAGCUCACCUAUACUUCUUUCUGUCCAACUGUAAUGGGAUUCUGGUGCUGCCCUAGUGUUAAUUCACUAUUAUCUCUGGUGCUGCAGCUUACCUACCACAUUACACCAAAGGUUUCUACCAAAGGCACCAAAGGAUAAUAAGUUAGUGUCUAGGAGGUCUAAGCUUCAGGGCCUGAAAUAGGCUAUCCCUGAUGUACCUCCAGAUACAGGCUUACUCAGGUUAUGUGGAGAAGACUAAAGAUUAAAUUGCUGGCCCCCAUUCCUGGUUACUGUACUCUCCUGCUUCAGAUCCUCAGUUUUCCAAAGACAUCUGCAACUACUUGUGUUCUGUAUGAGUUUCUCAUCAGCUGUUUUAUUAAUUGAUGAAUAAGACCCUGAAGCCCAUACAAAGUCUAUUUUUCUUUUUUGGCAUCUCCGAAGUUGAAUUCAAGAGAGACAGGGAAUAGCUCAUGUUAGUUUGCUAUGUUGUACUGCACUGGCACUUUCCCCCUCCCUAACUUUGUAUUUUUAUUUAUUCCAUCAUCCUGUUUCUCUUAGGAAUGUUUGAUUACUCAUAUUCUAACUUCUUGAAACCAAUGCUGAAUUUAUUGUCAUACUUGAUUGUUUAAAUAUGAGAGCAGUUAAAAUUAUGAACCUGUCUCUUAUUAUGCCUUUGGCCACAUCUCGUUUCAACGUGCAUUCUUCUCAUUUUCAUCACUUCAUAAAUAGUCUAUAUUUUUUAUUUUUACUUUCAUUUUCUCUUUGACUUGAACAAUUGGGGAAACUUUUUAAUUUGUAACUUUUUAAUCUAUUUAAUGUUUUAUUACAUUGAGGCCAGAUAAUAGUGUCUUUUCAAGUUUUUCUUUUUUUGAAUGUGUUGCUUUUAUUGUAGACUAAUACUGGUGUUUUUGGUAAAAGUGACACGAUGUGUUUUAGACCUUCUGGAUCCAUAUUCAUUUUUCCUUAAUCUAGGAAAUUGAGAAUUAUAUAUACUGAAAUUAUACCUCAUUGUUGUAUUUUGUGUCUUACAGCUUUGGUUAUCUAUGUUGAUGGCAUGUUGAAAGUACAUAAAAUAUGACUUCAAGAUUUAUCAACCUUUAAGUAUACUUUGAUGUUAAUAUUCUUACUGCUACUUUUGUUUGCAGUUGCUGGAUAAACACCAGUGUAUAAGUGUGUACCUAUUUUUAACAUAAACAUAAUUGUAGCACUUUGUUUUAUAGUAGCUUUAAAAUAAUAUAAUCACCUGUGGUUCCAGCUAUUCAGAGGGCUGAGGUGGGAGGAUCACGUUAGCCUGGGAGGUAGAGGCUUCAGUUGAGUGGUGAUUGUGCCAUUGCACCCCAAUCUUUGCAAGAGAGUGAGACCUUGUCUCAAAAUAAAUAAACAAAUAAAAAUAUAAUAUUGGAAUCUGUAUUUUUUACAAGAAAAUUUAACCAAUUUAAGUUUAUAAUUAUAAUUAUGCAAGAUAUAGGUGUUCCCACCUUAUUUUAUGCUAUAUGUUUCUUUUAUGUUUAUUGGCUUUCACACUAAGGCUUGUCUUUAAGUUUUUGAAAAGUGUUUAAAAAUUUAAGGACAAAAUAAAAAUUAAAAUAUUAAAAAUGAAAUUAAAAUUUAAUUUAAAAAUUAAAAAUUAAGAACAAAAUAUAAUUUGAAUUCAAAUAAUCAUUUGAAUGUUUCAUAUGGAAGAUUUUGAUACACUCUUGGGUUCUAAGCGAGAUUAUUAAAAUAUAAUUGUUACAUUUUUUAAAAACUUAUGUUUUUGGUUAGUUUUCUAAAGAUAUUUACAACAGAUAGUUAUACUCUCAGGUUAAUCAGUAUCCACUAUUAUUCCUUUUAAAGAAUAAUUUCUUCAUUCUUAUAUUCUGAAUUUUUUCUCAUUCUCAGAGUAUAUCUUUAAGUAAUUUGUUAAGUAUUUGUGGAGGAUAUAGUUUCCAUGAGCUUCCCAUACUGAGAAUGACAUUCUAAUUCAUUUAUGAACUUUUUCCCUGAAAAAGUGGUAGGGCAAGUUUUAUUGUUUUAAGAGUGUUUUAAAGGAAAAGUCUAACAUAAAGCUUGCAUUUGGAUGCUUGUAUUGUUUUCACCUUGUACUUUAAAAAUCUUUAGCACAAUUUAUUGAAGUAGGCCUUCUUUCAUUGAUUAUUUGUCUUUUUAAUUUGCUUUCAUUGCUCUGUUUUUGUUUUGUUUUCAUUUUAGUUCAUUAAUGUUUCCUUCAGUUUUUUCCUAUUUCUGUUUUUUUUCUAGAAAUACUGUCAUCAGUAUCUAUUACGUUUUUUUAUGGUUUUAUUUUGUCUUUUUUUCGUGUCUGAGAUUGUUUCUUAAAUUUGUCUUGUCAUAUCAGUGAUUUUAUUUUUUAUAGCAUUAAUUAUGCUUUUUGUUAAUUUUUUAUUGGGUAAAAUAUACAUGUAUAGUUUACUGUCUUUACCAUUUUAAGUGUACAGUUUAAUUGUAAUUAAAUAUGCUUUUAAAUUCAAAUUCAUUUAUGCUUUUUAGCACUUCUAACAUGACUUAAUUCUCUUAUUAAAUGUUUAGUCUUCUUACUCUUCAUUCUUUCUCGCUUUUCUUUACUUUCUCUUCAGCCUAGAAUUUCAAAAAGUGAUCUUAAAAUAUUUUUUUACUUAUGGGAUACAUCAUUUUCACAAGUUUACUUAUUUGUGUGUUCAAGUUGAUAUUUUCUUUACCUUGAUUUGCAGUAUUUGUUAAUAGACCUAAGGUGACCUGUUUUUUCUUUCCUUAUCUUGAAAUGAAACAAAAAUCUUUUAGUAGGUUAGUCAGUAAUUAUUCACUUUUUGAUUAUGAAUCUCAUUUCUAGACUUAGAUCAGGAGGGAUAUUUAGGUGCCUCGUGUCCAGCCCAGUUGCUAUUUUCUAGCAGUCUGACAUCUAGGGCAAUUCUCUGUACUAAGGUCAGAUACUCCCAAGUAUUGCCACACAGUUCUCUAAGUUAAAGAGAUAAAAAAGGUAAUUUCCAGUCUUCACUGCUAGCAAGGCACUUACUGAAGCCACCCAUGUCUAUAUAGGUCUGCAGCUGAAAGUAUGCAGUGUGCCAUGCAUCAGCCACCUUCCUGCAUUUCCCCCUAACAGUUGCUUUCUGAGCAAAUAUGGAAUACUGAGGAAGUUAGAGAGCCCAGUUUGAGGCCCCAUUCCUGGGCAAGACAGUAGGGGUUGUCCACUUUUUGCUUGGGACAGAAUGGAUCUCAAGCCAUCAGUGAGGGUGGUACAAAGUGUCUCCCUGAUGUCAGAGGGGAUCUUGGAUAGAUUUUUCUUAAUUCAACUUCAUGACUCUUUUAUAUUCUAUGAACUGUUGUUUUUAGUUGUGGUGUUCAUUUUUGAUUGUGAGUUUUUUUGUUUUUAAUGUGAUUACACUGGCAGUUUAAUGGAAGGUACGGCGAGGCUGGCUCAGGAACUGUUAGCCAGGUACCAUUUAAAGUGACUGUCCAAUUUCUCCCUUGCCAUUCCUCCUCAGGAGUCACAGCAAUUGCAACAAUUAAAAAAAUUCGACAUUUCUCUUGAAGAAAAAAUGGAGUCUAAAAGUUGGUUUAUUUUAUUUAUUUAAUUCUAUGAAAAAGAAUCUAGAAAAGUUAUAAAAUGCAUGGGAUAAUAACAUUAAGUUAUCUUUAUGGAAGUUUCCACUACCAUGUAGGGAAGCUAUAAAUUGCUGCCUACUUAAUAGCAAACAGUUACUUAUUUAAAAAAGAGCUGUAAUUACAGGCCAUCAACUACAUCCAGCAGCAGCAUCAUUAAUAACAAGUUUAUGAGUACCUACUUAGGGAGUGACCUUGUUAGAGAAUCUCACCCAAUGCUACAUAUGCUGCCAUUAGUGUUACCAUUCAGAUUAGAUUGUGAUAUUGUUCAGUCAGCCAGUUUUAGUUCAUUUUGCAUACAUGAUUCCCUAAGUAAAACACUUUCGUUAAUACUGGAUAGAUACCAUAUGUAAACUUUUCAGCAGAAAUUACAAAGAAAUAUGGCAAAGCUUCAUCUUAACACCAAAAUGUAGUUAAAAACAGCUUUGAUUUCUUUUGUGAAGCUAUAUUGUUGUAGGUAAGACAUACAUCACUCAAAUACUCACAAAGAUAACUAAAAAUUUAGAUCCCAAUCUAGAAAGCACUUUAUAAAGUUCUAUGCAAAUAUUAGUUAUUGAUUUGCUUUUGUAAAGCAACAGCAGAAAAUGUUGCCCUUAUCUGAUUGUAAUAUUUCUAGAACUAGAGCUCUCUUAAAACAUUUCCUGCAAAGAUAUUUUUCACUUUUUAAAGAAAAAUGUUUCCAUGCUCUCACAGGAUAAGUAGAGAGAGGGCAAAAGUUCAGUCUCACUAUUUAAGUUUCUGUGUAAAGGAUGUUUCUAUUUCUAGCACAGUUAUAUUUGGAUUAUAUCGAUCCGGUAAUAUGAGUGCAUGUUCUGUAUUCAUCUUUUUGAAAAAAAAAUUAUACACAGCAGGUACACCUUCAGAAUGUUAAAUGAAAGCUCCUGUUCUCAUAGGAAUGUGUAUGUUUAUUUGUGCUGAAAUCCUGAGGUGCAUAUCUAUGGCUUUCAUAUUAAAGAUGACUGAAGAGAUGAAAAUGAUGGUCUUGUAAGUUAAAAGACUUUUACCUGCAGUCCUUAACCUUUUCUUUUUAUUUAUGCCCUCCUAAUCCCAACUCUUUUCUCCAAACCUAGCUUCUCUGAAGCCCAAAAACUCCAACAGGCAUCUCAGGCUCUAUUUCUAUUAACCAGCCCUGUUAACCUUCUAUCCCUGCAGUCAGCGUGCCUGACCAUUCUUGCAAACUCUUGGACCUGUACUUUGAAAAGGUUAUUGAUUCUUGACAUAAAUCUCUUAAACAUGUGGAAAGGGAACUGCUCUAGAAUAAGAAAACUCAACCUUUUACCAACUAUGCUUCAUUUGUCGAGGUCCUUCACCCCUGUGAAAAGCAAUUUUCUUUUCCUCAUGAAAUGGAGAUAACUUGGGUCCAUCUUGCUCACUUUGCUUGGAAAGUAGGGUCCACGUCUGGACAAACAGGCCAAAGACACAUGACAUCUGAUCUGGCUAUAGGAACAAAAGACUAAACAAGCCAUCCAGCAGCAGGUUGCCUCUGACCUUUCUCACAGGGUGAUCUGGAGAAUUCUUACAAGGUGUUUUUAUUAAUCUCCCUGAAGUAUCUUGAAAGUAGAUUCUAUGUCAUGUUCAUGUAUCCUCAGUGAUUAGCAUAGUACCUAGCACGUAGUCUCAGUCACUAAAGGCCAAUUGAUUAUUAAGGGAGGUGGAGGUCUGCUUUCUAAGCUUCAUUAAUAAUAACAGCAGCUGAUUGAGCACCAUUUUGCAUUCACUGUCAGAAUGCUCAGAGACUACCAGAAGUGAUCCAUGGUUUCCAGUUGGAGUAAUAACUUCUCAUCUGAGAGGUUAUGAUGAUGACAUAUGGCUUGGGGUUUGGGGGAAGAUUAAAUGAAAAAUAUAUCCCAAAGCAACUGGUUCAGUUAGAUACAUGGUUAAGGGAGGAACAGAGGUAGGAAGAGUCAAAUCUGGUUUUGUUUCCGCUCCAUCACCUGUUUCUAGUGGGAACUUGAAAAGGUGUGUGACUUCCCUGAGCCUCUUUCCUCAUCUGAACCAUGAGGUUCACAACACCUGCCCUGCCUCCCCCAGUCAUUUGCAAUGAUAAAGGGAGAUGAUUAAAAAUAAAGGGGCCUACAAAUGUAAGAAAUUUAGUAUUAGUGGAAAGAACCAUGGGCUGGGAUUUCUAAAACCUGGCUUUGGCACCUAAUAGCCUUCCAAGGUAAGCUCACUAGACACAGGUCCAUACUAUAUAAAACAAAAAGGGUUCAGUUAGUGUAUUUUGAUGCUUUUCUUGUCAAAAGUGAUGGAUUUGUAGAAAUUCUCUUAAUGUACAUACAGAAUUAAAAUAAUCGCAUAUUUUUAAUUUUAGGCCUCAUGUGUACUAAGAAAAUCUUGUCCAUUCUGAAUAAUGUGAAUUUACACAAUUCAUUCUGCUUUCCUAUAUGUAAAGAAUUUAGCUAUACUUAGUAACACUCCAAACUUUGCGCAGUUGUUCUCACCUCACUGCUAAUUAGUUCAGUUCCCUCCUGUUAUCCAUUUUUGGUGAGAUGGAAAGGGUAGAAUAGAUCAACAUGGGCUGUUUCACAGUUUUACCUGGGUUUGUCCCACAAUUUGUGGAUUAAUCUAGUGUAUUUAUUCACAAGAAGGAAAAUAUUGGCUCAGGACAAGAAUUUCUAAGCUCUGCAACCUUGACAACUACCUUCAGGUUCUUUGUUUCAUAAAUGUCACACCUGUUGUAUGUGAAAGGGCCCUUGGAGUUCCUCACAUCUAGCAUUUUUCAUAUGGGAAACUGAGGCCCAGAGAAGCAACUUAUAGAAGACACAGUGAUCUGAGAAAAGAAAGUCCAAAAUGCCAACAAGCUGCAUGCCACGUAUUUGGUUACCCUACGAGGAGUUAAUAAAAUCUGUCACUUGCCCAUAGUGCAGUGUUCACUGUGGAAUCUGCCCUUUUGAUUUCUUGUUUCUCUUUAAAUUGAAUCAGAGGUGUUCAUUUUACUUCAGGUGUGACAUUUUACAGCAGUUAGCACAUUUAACUGAGAGGUGAAGCUGGGGUAAUCAUAUUUGAGUUAUUCAGAUCAUUCUUUCUUGGUCCUAGCUGAGUUUAUUGAGGACAUACUAUAUGCUAGCCACUGUGCUAAGUGCUUUAUAUGGGUUUUAUCACUUAAUCAUCCAAUAAGGAAGGUUAUGACUUAUAAGGAACUGAAUUUUACAGGCAAGGAAAGUGAAAUGAAAGAGGUUAAGUAAUUUUCUAAUGCUCCAUAGAGUACAUGGUAGACCAGAGAUGAAUUCAAGCAGUCUAAGUUAACUACUCUUCAUGCUUGGCACAUGGUUGAAAGAACAAGAAGUAUAUCUUGUCAAUAGCGAUUGCAAAUCCUAUAAAAUCACCUAAGUGUAUGGAUUUUCUGGAUGCCUUAGCACAUAGCCAUGUAUGUUUGUGUGCAUAUACAUUAUUUGUUUUUGUAGAUUUAUAUAUAAAUAAUGUGUCUAAUGUCUAAGUACUUUUGCCCUUUUUUACGUUAUUAGUUUAUACUGGUGGGGGAGAUUAGCCCUAAUAUUUAUUAGAGGGAGAAAAAGUCAUUUUUACAGCAUCCUGCACAUAGCAACUCUUCAACGAAUGCCUAUUGAAUUCAUCCUUAUUUUCUAAGGAAAGUGGCAAUGGAUCAGAACGAGAAGAUCCAGGUUUUAGUUCUGGUUUUAAUGGUGAUUCACUGUGAGGAAAAGACCAGGUUGGCUGUCUUCUCCAAUCUUUAGUCUUCCCGUGUCUAAAAUGAGUUCAGAAGAGCCUACAGUUGGAGCGUCCACUGGGCAUUCAAGCCUAUCUGACUGGCUAGCCUGGUGUGUCAGGAUUCCAAAAGAUCCAUCCAGACUAGGACUUAGGAUGAGUAUAGACCUCAUCAGUGAAGGGGUAGGAAUUGCAGGGAUUUCUGAGCAGCACUGUUGUGUCUUUACACCUUCUUCCAAUCUAGUCAUUGAGAAAACUUGUGAUUAGGUUCCUUGCCAGGUGCACUAAUACUCUGAGCAUCUGCUAAAGGCAGGUAAGUAAGAAUUGUACCACUUGUGCUGUGGUAAGAAACUAAAAGAGCCAGAUUUUGUGUCUUAUAAAAAUAACAUUUCCACAUAGGGUCCUACUCUAGAAACUGUUCAAGCAUAGAAGCCCCUAGGAGCCGGUGAGGGUGCAAGGAGCAAUAGCCACACCAGCAAGAUGGCCAGAGUGACCAGGUCAGGAAGAAUUGGAGCUGCUGAUCAGAAUGUGCUUGCAACUCACAGGACCAUAGCGCCACCUUUCUUGCAGAUUUGGAAUAAAUCUUCACACGUCCAGUUGCAAAUCAAACAUGCAGUUACAGAAGCAGAGAUUCAAAAAUUGAAGACCAAGCUGCAGGCAGCAGAAAAUGAGAAAGUGAGGUGGGAACUAGAAAAAACCCAACUCCAACAAAACAUAGAAGAGAAUAAGGAAAGAAUGUUGAAGUUGGAAAGCUACUGGAUUGAGGCCCAAACAUUAUGCCACACAGUGAAUGAGCAUCUCAAAGAGACUCAAAGCCAGUAUCAGGCCUUGGAAAAGAAAUACAACAAGGCAAAGAAGUUGAUCAAGGAUUUUCAACAAAAAGAGCUUGAUUUCAUCAAAAGACAGGAAGCAGAAAGAAAGAAAAUAGAAGAUUUGGAAAAAGCUCAUCUUGUGGAAGUGCAAGGCCUCCAAGUGCGGAUUAGAGAUUUGGAAGCUGAGGUAUUCAGGCUACUGAAGCAAAAUGGGACUCAAGUUAACAAUAAUAACAACAUCUUUGAGAGAAGAACAUCUCUUGGUGAAGUCUCUAAAGGGGAUACCAUGGAGAACUUGGAUGGCAAGCAGACAUCUUGCCAAGAUGGCCUAAGUCAAGACUUGAAUGAAGCAGUCCCAGAGACAGAGCGCCUGGAUUCAAAAGCACUGAAAACUCGAGCCCAGCUCUCUGUGAAGAACAGACGCCAGAGACCCUCUAGGACAAGACUGUAUGAUAGUGUUAGUUCCACAGAUGGGGAGGACAGUCUAGAGAGAAAGCCAUCAAACAGUUUCUAUAACCACAUGCAUAUUACCAAAUUACUUCCACCUAAGGGUUUGAGAACGUCUUCUCCAGAAUCAGAUUCUGGUGUUCCACCCCUCACCCCGGUGGAUAGCAAUGUGCCCUUCUCGUCUGACCACAUAGCUGAAUUUCAAGAAGAACCACUGGACCCAGAAAUGGGGCCUCUCUCCUCUAUGUGGGGAGACACUUCACUGUUUUCUACUUCAAAGUCUGAUCAUGAUGUGGAAGAAUCUCCUUGCCAUCACCAAACCACCAACAAGAAAAUAUUACGAGAAAAAGAUGAUGCCAAAGAUCCCAAAUCACUAAGGGCAUCCAGUUCAUUGGCGGUGCAAGGAGGAAAAAUUAAGCGGAAGUUUGUGGAUCUGGGGGCGCCUUUGCGAAGGAAUUCCAGCAAGGGAAAGAAGUGGAAAGAAAAAGAAAAAGAAGCCAGUAGGUUUUCUGCAGGUAGCAGGAUCUUCAGAGGCAGACUGGAAAACUGGACACCCAAGCCAUGUUCAACAGCUCAGACCUCCACUCGUUCCCCUUGCAUGCCUUUCUCAUGGUUUAAUGACAGCCGGAAAGGAUCCUAUUCCUUCAGGAACCUGCCUGCGCCUACAAGUUCCCUUCAGCCUUCUCCUGAGACUCUAAUUUCAGAUAAAAAGGGGUCCAAGGUAGAAAACACAUGGAUUACAAAAGCAAACAAGAGAAACCCAAAUCCCUCCUCUUCUUCAAUCUUUGGAAGGCAUUCUCAACUUAUGUCUGUAGUCUGGAUCCAAGAAACCAAUAAUUUUACCUUCAAUGAUGACUUCAGUCCCAGCAGUACCAGUUCAGCAGACCUCAGCGGCUUAGGAGCAGAACCUAAAACACCAGGGCUCUCUCAGUCCUUAGCACUGUCAUCAGAUGAGAGCCUGGAUAUGAUAGAUGACGAGAUCCUUGAUGAUGGACAGUCUCCCAAACACAGUCAGUGUCAGAAUCGGGCCGUUCAGGAAUGGAGUGUGCAGCAGGUUUCUCACUGGUUAAUGAGCCUAAAUCUGGAGCAGUAUGUAUCUGAAUUCAGUGCCCAAAACAUCACUGGAGAACAGCUCCUGCAGUUGGAUGGAAAUAAACUUAAGGCUCUUGGAAUGACAGCAUCCCAGGACCGAGCAGUGGUCAAAAAGAAACUCAAGGAAAUGAAGAUGUCUCUAGAGAAGGCUCGGAAGGCCCAAGAGAAAAUGGAAAAACAAAGAGAAAAGCUAAGGAGAAAGGAGCAAGAGCAAAUGCAGAGGAAGUCCAAAAAGACAGAAAAGAUGACGUCAACUACAGCCGAGGGUGCUGGUGAGCAGUAACACAUACCCUCUUACAGAUGAUGGAGAUGCUCCAAGAGAAGUCCCCACCUCUUCCUGCCCUGCUCUCCUCCAGAGGAUGAAAAAGAAACUAAAUGAUAAGGGUAAUGCGGCUCUAGGCCGGCUGAGGAACUGUGUGUUGAAUAACUGCAUUUUCUGCAAUAGAAUGCACUCUUAAUUUUAACUACUAAAAUAAUCCCAAGCCACCUUUGGUUCAUUAACAAACCAGAGAUUUCAUUUAAGUAGCUGUGUUUUGCUCUUCUCUAACUUACCAACAUCUUGUGUUGUGUUGGGUGUGUUUUGUCACUUGGAGAACUAGUGUGACCCCACCCAAGAGCAUGACACACCCUGGUGUUGUUAAUGGAGCGCCGUGAAUUUUCAGUGUGGGAUCCUGAAAUGGCAAUUGCACAUGUCUGCAUGGCAGAGAGCACCCUGCCAUGAGAUCUGAGACCAGUACUUAACUUCUAGGACUGCAACACCUACUCCAAUGUGUGGGAAAGAUUUGCUCUUAAUUCUCAGUCUGGACAGUGAGACCACCCCGCUGUGGAAACAUGGGUGCUCUGCUCUGUAGUUACCUACUAAGGGAAAAGGCAAGCAAGUCAUUCUGCUUGCUAGGCAUCAAAAAGAAAGAAAAUAAAUUAUAGCUAUUUGUUAACCACUGAAAAAAGCAAAAGCCUUAAGAAUGUGGAUGUGGGUAUUACCUUGGGGUUCUGAGGGUAAUAUUUAUCCUCUAGAUACGGCUGAACAAGAAAGAAAAAAAUCAGACAUUAAUGCAGCCAUGGGAUAUUGGGAUCUGUUGACCUUGCUACUGCUGUGUGUUCAGCAUUUCAGCAACACUGGCAAACACAACACAGUUCCUCUUCCCCCUACCUAACCCAAGAAAUUGAACAGGAAAUUGAUUUUUAAGGAAACCACCAUUUUCAGGUUUCCUCUCCUGGGGAACAUUCUGGCUGGUCUUCAGCCUGCCUAUGUCACAAUCAGGAACUCAUCACAUAUUUUCUACUCAAGAUUUCCCAGGUGGGCUCAGUUAGUAUUUUAACAAAUGUACUUUUAAGAAAAAUAGAAAUACCAGUUAGAGGAAACUGUCAGUUAACAUUUUAGAGAGAUUUUGAAUGGUUUUUCCGAACCAUUCCUUUCCAUACUUCAAAGAUUCUCAAUUUUACAGAAAAAGUUUGUUUAAGGCAGUGCAUAGGUAUACUUUAGUAGUGGAGGAACUUAUACUAAUUUUAAGCCAGCAUUAAGGAUUUCCAUGUUUCACCAAACUAAGUCAAGUGCAGGAGACUGGGGCAGAAGAAGGAGAAAAUAAACUCGUUUUGAGAAAUUUCAUGUGAUGAGGGUUUUUUGUUUUUUAUGCUCAUGUAUCUGGUUCUCUUUGCUGCGUUGACUCUAAAAAUGAGGUUAUCCACUUUCCAAAGGACAAGUUUCAGAAUAAGACUUGAGGCCACAUGAAUUCUUGGACAGUAUUUUACUUCUUUUACUUUAUGGGAAUCUCUGCUCUGUUCCCAGCAUCUCGUAUCUUCCACUAGAAGUAUUCCAUAUUUAGAGCCUCGGCAAGGCUUUUGAGUGUAACAGAUUAAGGGAACUCCCUUGUAGCCCCAUCUUGUAUUUUAAUAACAGUGUGAUUUUUUUUUAUCUGAAAAUCUGAAUUCAGAAAUUAUCUAAACUGGACAUUUUUAAUUCUGUUUUACCCCCAAGGCCUGUUUUCUUUUCAUUGCCAGAGUAUUGUCGGUUAUGCGUCAGCUCUUUUGUCAUUAGGUACAGACCCUUCAUUCAAUCCUCAGAAACGUUGACAUGAAGUAACAUUGUGUUUUACAGUUAUCAAAGUCACCAUUAUGUUUUUCUGUCUGUCUUCAUUAGGGGUAUGAUAAUGAAACUGCCGUAUUGGAUACUCUAUUAAUGUCUUGAGAUGUCUGGUGCUUUGUUAUUUUUUCACAUCAUGAGAAAUAAGAAGCCACUAUUAAUGAGUGAUACAAUUUGGCAAAACUUUUCAAAUACUAAAACACUAAAUUAGUAAAAAUCUGGUAAUAUUAGUGCUUGCUAUUGUAAAUUUUUGCCAUUUUUGCUUAUCUUUGGGAAAAAAGUGACCUGGAUCACACUGGAAGUUUCACUGUAUUCAAGAGUAGAAAUAGAAGGAUGAUUAUCUUAAGUUAUGUUUACACUUUGGUAAUAUUUGAAAAUGGAUGUAUAUACUGGAAAUGUCUGUAAGUGUCUUGUUUUUGCACCUAAUUUAUGAUCUAUUAUAUUGCAUUUUCUUAAAUAUCUUAGAAGUAUUUUUCUUUAUAACUUUGUAUAUUGAAUGUUUAGAUAAAUGUCCAACUGACAAUGUUAUAAAUCAAAUUCUUAUUCCUAAAAUCAUUUAGUAUUAUAAGUAUUUUGAUUUUUUAAGUUAAAUUAUAGUAAUUUUAGGCCGAAGUGAGUUAUUUUAACAUUACCACUUAAAACGGAUGAAAUUGUAAAAGUCAUUUGGUUUGAUUGCCCCACAAAGCAUAAGAUGUAAACUGAUUAAGGGUAUGAAAGCAAAGUGAAAGACCUCAGAUCUUGUGCACAUUUUGUUUUCCUAUUAUUUCUUUUAUUGACUGUAGUGCAUGAUACCUAAUCAAGGCUCCAAUGUCUUGCACAAUUCCUACUUUAAUGCUAGUGGUUUUCAGUGUCCUUACAAUUUAACACAGAAUUGUUAUUUCAUCAACCUUAAAAACUGCAGUUUUUAUUAUCAGAAAAUGAACAAAAAGGGAAUAUCUGGUUGCUAUGAACUGAUUCCCUAAAGGAGAGCUCAGUAUGAUUCUAACAAUAGCCAAAAGUGUUUUGGGGUAUAGGUUAUGCUUUGUUGGGAGGGAAUGUGUGGUGAGGAGGCCAAGCUGCAGACAGAAAGCAUUGUAUGAGCUGUAUCUGGGUCAGGGUUUCCCAUUAAAGGAUGUUAGUUUUAUAACAGAUUACUUUGUUUAAGACCAUCUCCCUUCAAGUAACUCACAGUUUAUGUAAUACUAAUCUCAUUCUUUUUUUACCUGAAUCAGGAAUUUUCUGCAGAAUGUUAAGUUAGGGAAGAAACCUCAUUUCAUCCAUUCUAACACUCCUGAUGAAGUCCCCCUUUAGUUUCAUGACAAUAAAGCUGUUCUGUGGCUAUCAUCCUUUAGCUGGGAUUGACAAUUGAUUUCACACCCUCAACAUCACAAGCUUUUUUUAACCCACAGCAGUUCAUGAUUGCAGUAUGAUAGGUACUAAAGCCAAACUCAGCUUUCAACUGGCACAAAAUGGGACUGUCACCUUUUGCUCCAUUGUUGUUGGAAACAAAGUGGCAAGAGGGAAAAUGAGGAACCAGAUUUACCUUUGCCACUAUCUGUGACCCUGUAAUCAUCACUAGCCUGAAAUCUUAAAAUAUCCCAGUCCCAAGCUACAAAAAUGGUCACAGGUGGUUUGAUCUAGCACCUCGGCCGUUAGAGUUUGUGCUGAAGACAAAUUUGUCUGGGUUCAUUGUGCACCAGAAUUAGCAUGUGCUUGAAAAUUGCAUUUUAUAAAAGGGAAAUGAAAAUUUGCAUUUAUAUAGAUACUCUGAUUCAUGUUUAAGUGUUAAAGGUUAUGCAGACUAAACUUCAAGAGGAGAUCCAGUGUUUAACAAUAGUGUUCUAGAGGAUUCUAAAGGAAGCUGCCCCAGCAGCCCUGAGAGAACCAUCUAUACUUUGGAUAUGUUGUAGCCCCAUCAUUACACUGAGAUAUUUCCAUUUGAGUAACUAAAGGUACUCCUGACAGAGCUGGAGAUGAGGGGCAUUUUGGUGGGCAGUGGUCACUAGGGUUCACGUCACCUACUUAAUGCAAAGACCUUAGUGGUCUCAGAAUGAAAAGGUAAAAUGGAAGAGAAAAGCACAGUCCUUUCCUGUCUUUUCAAAUUUACUUUUUAUUAAGGAUGUACCUGUGCACUAUUCUAAAGCUAAGCAUUUAAGGAUAAAGUCCAGAAAUAAAAUGUCCAUAUUUUCUUUUCUUUUCUUUUUUUUUUUUUUUUUCUGUCAUCUGUCACCCAGACUGGACUGCAGUGGUGCCAUCAUGUCUUACUGCAGCCUCAAACUCCUGGGCUCAAGUGGUCCUCCUGCUUCAGCUUCCCAAGUAGCUGGGACUACAGGCAUGUGCCACCACCCCCAGCCAAAACAUCCAUAUUUUCUAUUAGAAUGGUUUACAUUAUGAUGGGGGAUGGGGAGCUGGGGGAGGGCUGUACAUUCCCAAAAGAAAGUAGUGUUAUAGGAAAUCCAAAUGCGCUUCAGUGAUUCACUCCUGAAAAGCAGCCUGGGUAUGUUGGCAGAUUUUGUUUGCAUUUGUCUUGCGUAUUUAAAGUCUCAGGAAAUCUAGUCUUGGUCCAAAACACUGGAGAAAAAAAUAACACCAGACAAAACACAUUUGAGUAACUUGAAGUAGCAGCAUAGAAUAGGCCCAACUAAGAAGUUGGAGGGGCAAAGAGAAAGCCGACAGAAUCAGCUUCUCCUGGAAAGUGAAAGCAUCAAGUUCUAUUUAUGGUAGACAGAGGGUCCUUAUUUGCUUGUCCGUGGUGUCUAUGUGGGCCUAUUGAGGGAAUGGUAGUUACUUGAAGGUUCACAUAUGUAAGCGUGUGGACCCAGCACAGUCUGUGACCUGAUUCCAGAUCCUCAAGAGUGGAGAAGGAAAGAAAUAUGAUGAUUUCCUAUGCUUGACCCUAACCCAACCCCAAAACUGCUAGGGAUUCAACAGUGAGUAAGAUGUAUGCAAUAAGAGAACAGAUAACUUCUCAACAAUGUGCAUGCCGUUUGUGUAGAUGUUCAGAACUACAUAUGUGUGAAUAUCACUCCCACCUUACACACGCACACACACUGCAAUCACAUGGCAUUAAAAAAUAUAUUGUGUAUGGAACUUGGCGAGGUCAGUCAGGACCUGGAGCUGUAAUCAUAGCCUUAUUGCCACUUCUUGCGUUGUGUAUACAUUGAAUGGCUCAUAGAUUUUAAGAGAUUUUUUUAUUGUAAGUAUUUCUACUAAAUGCACUUAUCCUUCUAUAUGUUUAUAUAUUUUGGUAAAAUUGAUUUAUCAGAUACUUGGUAUUUUAGUAAGAAAAUUUCCUCAAAUAUUUGGCUAAUGCUUUGAUGUCAAGAUUGCAUAUUGCUGAGUUGGAGCUCAGAAGAAAUGUAUGCAGCUAAAAAUUGCACUGUGUGUUCUUGUGAAUUUGCUCACAAUUCUAAAAUGACAUAAUUGGUGGCUGUGAUGCUUACAGUCACUGCCUACUGGCUCUCUUAUGAUGAAUGUUGCCAUCAUAUGAUCAUUUAUUUACUUUUUGUGCAAGCAAUGGCAUUUUGGUUGUUGCCAAAAACAACACAAGUGGUUGGGAGUGUAUGUUGUUGGAAGGUGUACACUUCUGUUUCUUUCAGCUGUAUUAUUUAUACACCCAGGUUUUCUGUUAAGGAUGUAAUCAUUCAUUCAAGAAAGAACAAUUGGCAAGAAAUAAUUAAAUUACCUUAAAAAGAAUUAAGAGGCACUCCAGCCAGAUAACACCUCCCAACAACAUGAAAUUUAGUUAGUGCUUAGUGAAAUUCCUUAAAUAUAUAUGUAUAUGUUUUCUUCAACAUUAUUUAAUAUAACUACUGCUUUUAUAUUUUUUAAUGGUGUUGCAACCACUUGUACACCUGCUACACCUUACUGACAAAACUGGGCAGCUGAAAAUAAAAGAGAAUAAAUUCUAUUCCACUGUAAGAAGUUGAUUUCUUUUCAGCUUUCUUUGUAUAUCAGUAAAGAACACGAAUUGUUUGAAAAUAAUUUUAAGUCUGAUAAGUAUGGAUAGCAUGUUACCUAAGCUUUUAAUUUGUACAUUUUGAUGUCUGAUCAUUUGCAUGGAAGAGACAAUAGUGCCACGUCUGAAUUGUUCUCUUGUGCUUGGUUAAUAUGUACUUCUCUAGAUUGUUCAAAAAGUUUCAAAUGACAUUCCUUACUCUUUGGUUUUCAGAGGCAUUCAAGCAAAAUAUCACAGUGGUCUUUUGUUUUCUGACCAAUCUAACAAUACCUGUGAUUAAAUUUAAUUUGUUAGUGUAAAUAAAUUUCUUGCCAAUGAGUAUUAUUGUUGUUAGACAACGAAUGCAAUAAAAAGAAAUACUGAGGUCUGUUGAAGCAA
This is a messenger RNA of Homo sapiens (human), 17254 nucleotides long. It is a transcript of the gene PPP1R9A, whose product is annotated as protein phosphatase 1 regulatory subunit 9A. Gene Ontology annotation, cellular component: cytoskeleton; synapse; plasma membrane bounded cell projection. Lineage: Eukaryota; Metazoa; Chordata; Mammalia; Primates; Hominidae. The transcript has 15 exons. The record is from RefSeq and is a predicted model, not a curated record. Bases 8989 to 11142 code for a protein of 717 amino acids.